AUGAAGUCAUCCGGAAGCUCUGCGCCGGAUGGCAGUGCGAUCGUUUGGUUUCGAAAAGGACUGCGACUCUCUGACAAUGCUGCACUGGUGGAGGCUUCCAAAGCUGGUGUGAAACAUGUCUGCCCAAUUUUCGUGAUCGAUCCGCAUUUUGGACCGAAAUACGUUGGCAUUAAUCGUUACAACUUCCUUCUGGACUGUUUGAAGGAUUUGGACAAGCAGCUGAACAAGCGAUACCGCAGCCGUUUGAUUGUGCUGCGCGGAAAGCCGGAGGAGGUCAUCGGCAAGCUGCUCAAGACCGGCAAGCCUCUUUUGGCCGCAAAACCAAGCUUGAUUCUAUGGGAGAAAGACACCGAGCCCUACGCUUUGAAGAGGGACAAUGCCAUCAUCAAGCUUGCGAAGAACAGCUGCGUGGAGGUGCGCAUGUUCUCAGGGCACACACUCUAUGACGUUGAAGAGGCUCUUGCAAAGAACAAAGGCAAAGCUCCCACUACGAACAACGGGGUGGGAACAUUGGUGAAGGCCCUUGGUGAACCAGCAAAGCCUCUUCCACCCCCAUCGAAGUUGCCGCCACUACCGCCCUCCGUUGCCAAUGCGAAGGCUUACGAUGUACCAACUUUGAAGCAGAUGGGUUACACAGCGAGUGUCAAACCCUACCUGGUUGGUGGUGAAACUACCGGCCUUGCGCGAAUGGCCACCAUGCUGAAGAAAACGUCGUACAUCCGCAGCUUCAAGAAGCCGCAGACACGAUCCACAGCUUUCGAUCCUCCGGACACCACGAUGUUGUCACCCUACUUUAAGUUCGGAUGCGUCAGCAUUCGAGACUUCUACUGGGGAUUGAAGAAGGUUUGUUCUGGAGCCAGCCAUUCCAAGCCCCCCGAGUCCUUACUUGGCCAGAUCUACUUCAGAGAGAUGGCUUACAUGAUGGGCGCUUCCAUUCCCAACUUCGAUCGCCAAGCAGGAAAUCCCAGCUGCAAGCAGAUUCCAUGGGCAAAGAACCAGAAACUCUUGACAGCUUGGGAACAUGGGAGGACGGGCUACCCUUACAUCGAUGCUGCAAUGAGACAGCUGAAUCAAGUGGGUUGGAUGCACCAUUUAGCACGUCACGCGGUGGCGUGCUUCUUGACGCGUGGUGAUCUUUGGCUUUCUUGGGAACAAGGUCGGGACGUCUUCGACAAGCUGCUGCUGGAUGCCGACUGGUCCUUGAACAACAUGAACUGGCUGGCCUUAUCUGGUGCUGCUCCUUGGUCUCCGCCCUUCUUUAGGGUCUACCACCCUGUCCCAAAAAUGGAUUCGUCGCUCAACGUGAAGGACCCUGAGGGGGAAUUCAUUCGCGAGUUCAUCCCUGAACUGCGCAAAAUGCCAAGCAAAUACAUCUAUGCGCCCUGGACAGCUCCCAUGGAGGUCCAGAAGGCAGCUGGUUGCAUCGUUGGGAAGGACUACCCCAAGCCAAUUGUUGACCAUGAAGCUGCAAGCAAAGCGAACCUCGCCCGCUUCAAGAAGGCGCUGAGCUCCGCACCCAAGACCAGCGCUGGGAAAGGUACAAAGAGGAGUUCCACUUCCAGUGGAAGCCGCGGCGGAAGCCCUGCAAAGAGGCCAAAAUGGGGAGCCUGA
This is a messenger RNA of Cladocopium goreaui, 1611 nucleotides long. NCBI's taxonomy places the organism in Eukaryota, Dinophyceae, Suessiales, Symbiodiniaceae. The record is from the annotation of a GenBank genome assembly.